Molecule: messenger RNA, 4476 nt
Organism: Cyphellophora europaea CBS 101466
Lineage: Eukaryota; Fungi; Ascomycota; Eurotiomycetes; Chaetothyriales; Cyphellophoraceae
Exons: 3
Coding region: 1-4476 (1491 amino acids)
Biological process (GO): peptidyl-threonine phosphorylation; peptidyl-serine phosphorylation
Molecular function (GO): protein serine/threonine kinase activity; ATP binding
Source: RefSeq, a predicted model, not a curated record
AUGCCUUUCAGGUCCAAUGCAUCUGCAGGCAGCGAGGGCAAUGGCGCUAAUAAGAACACACCUUCGUCCACAGGCAGAUCGAGGGUGACAAACGUCAAUAAUGAGGGAGAUCAUGGUGGUACAGACCCAGAGCCAAUCCCAGCCACCACGACUUUCCGAGCUGAUCCCGCAUCUGCAGCCCAGCUAGCGUCUUCCACCAGCACGUCCUCCCUGCAUACCUUUGCUUCUGCCCAGAGAGCAGUUCCUCCUUCGGCAUAUCAUGGCCAAAAUGACAAGCAAGGUGCGGCCGCGAGAAGGAGACAGUCGUCAAUCCCAAAAAUUCCCAUGGGCCCUCGGCCGAUGGAUUUCUCGACCGGCAAAAGGUCCGCCAGCAACUCGGCAGUCCCGCCAAACGCUGUUAGGGGCGCCUCCGCCGUCGCUUCCCAAGAUCCUUACACUCAUGAAUUCAGCAUCAAUGACAUUUCUCGCUUCAGUUUCGCAUCAAUAGCUCCUCAGCACCAUCAGCACCAUCACCACGACCGCGAAGACCUCCCCGAGUACGACAGCUUCCUAGAGCCCACCUUUAAUUUCGACGACUUUCACGAUCACAUCACGACUUCCGAGCCCAACCUCAGGGAUUUCCCUCUCCCUGGCGGUGUCCGAGGGAAGCCUGUAGCUGAAGAGCCCCUUCUGCCCAACUCUCAACCAUCAAAACAGUCCACACAGGGUGCGAUUCCAAUCCCUACCAGAAAACCAUCCAAUAGUACACAAUACACGACUCCUAUCAGUCGGAAGGCAUCUACUGCCUCAACGACGUCACGGAUCUCUAACAAAUCUGACUCGAUGCAAGGCCAAGGCAACCCAACCCACCAAACCCAGUCCAUCCUACGAGGACGUCGCCAGAGCCAAUUCCCUCCGAACGCAUUUAACAAUCCAAAUGCGAGCUCGACAAGUGGCUCCAAGGCGCCCCGAAAAUCGGUCGGUCCAGGGACUUUUGUUCCCCCGGAUACCAAGCCUGAGAAUGUGAAGCGUCGGCCCAGUGUUGGUGGCAGGAAAUCAAGUUCGGACAGCAAAACGGGCUUGUCGCUCCGUCUGGCAACCAAGAAGGGAGAUAACGCGACGGAAACUAAGUCCCCAAGGGCGCUUCGUGCAAAAUCAUUCAUCAGCGGAAAAAGUCUAAGCUCUAAUGACUUGUUGACGCCUUCGAGAAGUCCUGAAGGUAGCCGGCCGACCUCGUCCUAUGCCCCAAGUACCCCAAACCGACGCAGCGGCACGCCUGGUCGGACCACGACUCCUGGUACCAGCAAGAGAAUGUCUGUAAUGCCGAAUCAUGCUUCUGGCCUGGGGGCCCGUACUAUUAGCCCCACCGAUGCUAGAAGGCUAAAGCGCAUGUCUAUCGUGCCUCCCGCGCCUCCUCUCCCCCACAGCAGGAUAUCCCAGGCUCCUCCAACACCAACAGAGCCAAUGCCAAUGAGGCCGCGCUCAACUGUUCAAUCACCCGCUACUGGGAACCGUAAGAGCUUGACUCCCUCAUCGUCGAGGACUACUCCGGACCCAAACCGGAAGUCCUACAGCUCAGGUCAGUCGCUGUCAUCUGCUACGAGCUAUGCUUCCUCCGUCCGCAAUUCGGCAUCUUUGAGUGCCAGGCUGUCACAAAAUUUGAAUUCGUCCCGUUUACCAACCCCGAAACCGCGUAUUGAUCUAUCAGGUGCAGCACCGAUCGAUGCCGAAGUUCCACCAGUCCCGGCCAUACCAAAAGCAUACGAGUCUCCUAGCAGCGAGUUCGAUCAGCCAUUUUUCUCAGCACGAUCGUCCAGCCUUCCUCCAUUUGACUCGCCCAUCACAGGCAGUCCACAUGUCACCAAUUUUGAGACAGCUAUGAAGGCUUUGGAGACUCCCCGUGCACCCAGCCCGUCUUCUAGAAUCUCACCCAAUCUCCCGAUCCCGGAACCUGAACUCCGGCAGAAGCCACCUCCUAAGAACUCGAAGAAGAGCAAUCCAUCGCUCCGCUUGCCGCCACUCACUCUACUUCCGCUAAGCACGCCCACUGCUGCCAAGAUCAAGGCUUUCAAAGAAUCUAGAGCUGAGGCUGCUGAUGCUCCAUCUACGCCACCACCUCUUCGCAACACGAAGACGCCGAGCACCCCAAUGACGGCAUCAAAGGCGAGCUUCUUCACGAGGAAUCAUCGGGCAGCGGAAGAGAGUAUCAUGAGAAGCAGCACUUCGCACCAUGCGCUUCGGCCUGAUCCACUGCUGUCUCCACAGGAUGAAAGCCCAAGUCUACCGGUCUUUAGUUUCGAGUCGGGUUCGGUCCAUGAUCGGGGUAUUUCGCCCUUCGUAUCAUCUUCUUUGCCAAAGAACGAUGAUCUUGCAAACUAUAUGCGGCCUAAUUUUAACACGGAGCUCAAUAGAACUGUGCAGCCAAAGUCCAAGCCAAAUGGGCCGCGUGCGCCGAGUUUCUCUGUGACACCGAAGAUGUCUUCUGAGCCCUCUCCAGUUGAGAAAUCGGAAUCGGAAUCCACUGGAUAUCUCCGCAAGAAGCUCACCAAGAAGAGACCCGACGCAAAGGCAGAGGAGAAAGUUGUGGAGCAGGAUGUCGGCAAGUACGACAACAUGCCACCACCAAAAUUGCCAGCUUCCGCCACGUGGUCAAACAAUCUCUCAACGGCAUCAAGUCCCGUUCUGAUUCAGAAGCCUACUACCUAUCUUCGUUCGCGCCGCCAGACAUCGGAUUCGAGUAACACUUUCCACUCUCAACGCCAAGAAAGCAUUGAUAGCAACAUCACCCAUGUGUCAGGAGCUCGACCUUCAAUGGAAUCUGUGCGGUCUUUCAUGCAACACUCCAACCGCUCUGGAUCACUUUCCAGCGCUGUGCCUCAGCAAAAGCCUACUCCGAAGGCCCAGCCUCAGCCUCAGCCUCAGCCUCCGACCCCGGUGCAAGAACCCCCUCUUGAUCGUGACGACAUGAUUGCUGAAGAUGAGAUGAAAAAGCUUGCAUCGAAACGUAGAGACUUUGAAUCGGCGGCGCGCGAGCUUGAUGCACUGAGGAAGCGUGCCUGCCCAGCCAAACGGAUGUCAGCAAACACUGCAUCCCAGCUCCACAACCUCAACAUCUUCGAGAGGGGCGAGAUUGUCGACUAUCCCGAUAUCUACUUCUGCGGUACGCCACGGUCUCGGAAAAUUGUUGGCGAUCCGGCCAACACUGCAACAAACUUUGGCUAUGACGAUGACCGAGGUGACUACAACAUUGUUGAGGGCGAUCACCUGGCUUAUCGCUACGAAGUCGUUGACCUACUAGGCAAGGGCAGUUUCGGUCAAGUCGUACGGUGCAUCGACCACAAGACGGGAAUUUUGGUGGCGGUCAAGAUCAUCCGGAACAAGAAGCGCUUCCACCAGCAAGCACUGGUUGAGGUUAACAUUCUUCAAAAGCUCAAAGAAUGGGACCCGCAUAAAAAGCACAGUGUUGUGAGUUUCGAUCAGAGUUUCUACUUCCGGGGUCACCUUUGCAUCUCAACCGAUCUACUGGGUAUGAACUUAUACGAGUUCAUUAAAGCGCACGACUUCCGUGGCUUCUCCUUGAAGCUGAUUCGCCGCUUUACGAAGCAAAUGCUCAACAGCUUGAUACUCUUGCAGAAACACAAGGUCAUUCAUUGCGACUUGAAGCCUGAAAAUAUCCUCCUGGCGCAUCCGGUCCAUUCAGAGAUCAAGGUGAUCGAUUUUGGGUCCAGUUGCUUUGAAAAUGAAAAGGUGUACACCUACAUCCAGUCUCGCUUCUACCGAUCUCCAGAAGUCAUUCUCGGCAUGUCUUAUGGCAUGCCAAUUGAUAUGUGGUCGAUCGGUUGCAUCUUGGCUGAGCUUUUCACUGGCUAUCCUAUCUUCCCUGGUGAGAACGAGCAAGAACAGCUGGCUUGUAUCAUGGAAGUCUUUGGCCCACCUGAGAAACACCUGAUCGAGAAAAGCAGCCGAAAGAAGCUGUUCUUUGAUUCGAUGGGCAAGCCCCGGUUGACUGUCUCAAGCAAGGGCAGGCGGCGACGACCCAGUUCCAAAGAUCUCAGACAAGCUCUGAAGUGUGAUGAUGAGGCGUUUCUGGACUUUAUUACAAGAUGCCUACGAUGGGAUCCUGCUCGACGAAUGCAACCUCACGAAGCACUCCGACAUGAGUUUGUCACCGGAGUCAAGAUGACCUCUGCCAGUCGUCGGAACCUGUCUAGUGCGGUAAACUCUCCCAUCAAGAGAAUGAACUCAACAACUGCUCCUAAUGGGACUCGACCGUUGCCGCAGCCACCGUCUUCUACAUUGAAAGUAGUCACCAGCCGCCAAGAACCAGCCACCUCGCCGAGUAAGAGCGCGCCUCGACGGCAAUCGACGGCCACGAAUUUGCAGACAGGAGCUCAGAGGAGCAGUGCGACCCUGCCGAGGGUAGCAACAUUGGCGCAGCAAGGUCGCAGCAGACCUGACCUUGCCACGGCGGCUGCACAAGCCAGCCUUGUGAAAUAG